Messenger RNA from Ictalurus punctatus (channel catfish), 1663 nucleotides. It is a transcript of the gene supt7l, whose product is annotated as SPT7 like, STAGA complex subunit gamma. Bases 262 to 1521 code for a protein of 419 amino acids. Gene Ontology annotation, cellular component: SAGA complex. NCBI's taxonomy places the organism in Eukaryota, Metazoa, Chordata, Actinopteri, Siluriformes, Ictaluridae. The transcript has 5 exons. Gene Ontology annotation, molecular function: protein heterodimerization activity; transcription coactivator activity. The record is from RefSeq and is a predicted model, not a curated record.
CGUACGCAUAGCCUGCGUUAGUUCAGUGUUAUGAAGUAUCAUUAAACAAGUAUUUUUUUUCUCGUUUCCGAGGUGUAGAUAGUGAUUUUAAAAAAAAAUCCCCAAAUCAUAUUGUAUUUAUAAAACUAGAUGGUUAUCUCUGGGAAUUGAGUUAAGUAGCAAGUAGCCUUAAACCGCGAGCAUCUGUAUGAUAGAUGUUGACAUAAUUUACUUAGGAAGUACUGGCACCAGUUAUCACCAGUUAGAAGGGAUCUCGUAAAGAUGAUGCGCUACUGGGGUGAGCUCCCGGUGGCCUCUGUCCCACCAGGCCGUAGCUCCUUUGAUCUCUUGCAGCGUGAAUUUCGUCAGGUCGAGAUGCAAGACCCUCCUCUGCACCAGCCGUCAGCACGGCGUCCUAGGCCCACCACCAUGCUGGACGUUCCUUCUGAGCCCUGCAGCCUCACAAUCCACACGGUGCAGCUGUGCCAGCAUACCCGACGACUCCGCAGCCUAAUCACGGCAGCACAGCUGGGCCAGCAACCACCAGGCACAGGGUCUGAGACUCAGGGAAUUCUCAAAUCAGAAGAUGUGGAUUCAUUACCACCACGUCCGGUCACACCGGCAGCACCGGAUGAUCUUCUGCCUUUGGACAGCAAAGCUCCUCGUGAACUGUUCCAGCUACGGCACAGUGACCCAGAGAGUGACUUCUACAAGGGUGAAGGAGAGCCCGUGACUGAGUUGAGCUGGCUGUCAUGCCGCCAGCUCCUAUACCAGUCGGUUGCCACAGUUUUGGCGCAUGCAGGUUUCGAGUCGGCGAUGGAGAGCGUGUUGGAGACCCUGACUGACCUGGUGCAUGAGCAUUACCUGCGUCUGACACGGCUGCUGCGCGUGGCUGUUGACCGCGAGGCCCACCUCGGCUCCACUCCUUUUCCGGACGUGGUGGAGCAGGUCUUCCAUGAGGUGGGCAUCGGCAGUGUGCUGGCUCUUCAGCACUUCUGGCAGGUCCGCAUUAAAGACUACCACAGCUACAUGCUUCAGGUCAGCAAAGAGCUCUCAGACGAGUACGAGAGAUUGGUCAACCCAGAGAAGGCCCUGGAGGAUUCCAAUCCCCUUAAAGUAAAGGAGGAACCUAUUAGUGAUCUUGCCUUCACUCUGAAUGAGGAAGCCGAAGGGGAGUUGACUUCAGCAGAGCAGCAGAACAGCAUGCCCACUGGAGUACUGGGAAUCAGUGAUAGACUGGCUGGAGGACUGGAGGAUGGACACUCGCCUCACACCUCAGGUGCAGCAGGAAAUGGCUCCCCCUUGUGGCAGCUGCAGCAGGUAAAGAUGGAGCCGCAGGACAGUGAGGAGGGCCAGGUUUCAGGCCACGGCGUUCUCACAAGCGACGUCUUUGAGGAGGGUCCUAUGUCCACCAUGAGUGACGCUGGAACAGCUCCAUCUCCCGGCGGCUCUGAUGCCAGCUGUGGCUCUCACUCUCCGGACUCACUGAUAGGCACCUCCCCUUUCAACCAGCGGCCAAAGAAACGAAUGCGCAAAGUAUAACUGUGUAUUUAAAGACUUGUUGGGAUAUAGGGUUUGCUUUUGUGUUUUUUUUUUUUUUUUGUAUUAGGCCCAGUGAAAAUAAAUCAAGAUUAUGUCAAGAAGAUUGUGUUGAUGUGACUGAAAGAGAGUAGUCUCUAACAAA